Molecule: messenger RNA, 9345 nt
Organism: Phalacrocorax carbo (great cormorant)
Lineage: Eukaryota; Metazoa; Chordata; Aves; Suliformes; Phalacrocoracidae
Source: RefSeq, a predicted model, not a curated record
AGCAUUCAUCCCGGGGAGGGGGGGACUCAGCACCCGUUCCCGAGCGGGGCUGCCUGGCGCCCGAGCCUGCUGCACCCAUCCUGGGGAGCUGCCUGGCACCGGGUGGGCGGCCAGCACCCAUCCCCGGGGGAGUGGGCUAGCCCUGCGGCCAUCCCCGGGGGGCUGCACCGCCCCGGGGGCGGCCCAGCACACACCCCGGGGGGCGCGGGGGCUGCACCGCAGCCAGCCCCGCUAUCCCCGCUGUGGGGCGGCCCGGGGCUGCCAGCCUUCUCCCAUCGCCGGUGACCGGCUCCUGGCUCCCGCCUCGUUUUAUGGUCGUGGAGAGGGAGGAAAAAUCCCAAACCAGAUGGGUUUCCGACACCAAAAAUAUCAACCCUUAGGGCAGAGAUGCUCAGCAACAGCCCUGCUUUGGCUGGAGGACAGAUGAGAUGACCUAAGCUGCGUAAAUGAGUAUGGAAGAUUAUGAUUUUCUAUUCAAGAUUGUUUUAAUUGGCAACGCCGGUGUGGGGAAGACCUGCUUAGUCCGUCGCUUUACUCAGGGGCUUUUCCCACCGGGUCAAGGAGCCACGAUUGGAGUUGACUUUAUGAUUAAAACUGUGGAGAUAAAUGGUGAAAAAGUAAAGCUGCAGAUCUGGGACACAGCAGGACAGGAGCGAUUCCGGUCCAUCACGCAGAGUUACUAUCGCAGUGCUAACGCAUUAAUCUUGACCUACGAUAUCACCUGUGAAGAAUCCUUCCGGUGUCUCCCUGAGUGGCUGCGAGAAAUCGAGCAGUAUGCCAGCAAUAAAGUCAUAACCGUGCUAGUGGGUAAUAAGAUUGAUUUAGCUGAUAAGAGGGAAGUCUCCCAGCAAAGAGCUGCAGAGUUUUCUGAAGCGCAGGACAUGUACUAUCUGGAAACCUCAGCAAAAGAAUCGGAUAAUGUGGAAAAACUCUUCCUGGACUUGGCCUGCCGGUUGAUCAGCGAGGCACGACAGAACACCCUUGUGAACAAUGUCUCAUCCCCCUUACCAGGAGAGGGGAAAAGUAUCAGCUACUUGACUUGCUGUAAUUUUAAUUAAAGAGCUGGCAUAUGAUUUCCCUUUCUGCCAUGGGCCAAGAGGAUUUUUUUUUUUUGCUGGGAUUUAUCUCCUUGAAGGGAAUUCCUGCUGCUUUGACCCAUCUGACUUACCCUGAGUCAGGUUGCAGACCUGGAAGCAUGGCAGGCUGAAGGCUCCAGCUGCAUGGCAACGUAGCAGAAUAUAACAUGGUUUAAACUUCAUUUUUCUUGCAGUCUCUGGAGCGGGUUAGGAAAAGGAGAGUUGCACAAACACUUCAUGUAAUGCAGAACGUGAGCUAUUGCAUUUCCUUCUGUGGGAGACUAGAGCAGCCUCUUGAAGACAUUGAAGAGAUCAAAAUCUUUCUUACAGAACAAGAUGUUUUGUCCUUUUUAAAAUUAAAAAAAUAAAGAAAAACCCAACAAUGAACACUGACCCUGGACUACGCUGGCAAUCUUCUGGGCUGCCAGCGGGUGAGCUCUUAAGACAUGUAUAUAGCGUGUGCCAGCACAUCUUCAUGGAGGACUCUGGUGUUUGAAACAGUGUUAUGUCUCUCAUCUACAGGCACUUUCAUGAACAUGGAAUUAAAAAAAAAAAGUUACCUAUAUCAACAUUUUCAAGAUUUAAGAAGACAUGGAUACAGCUCAGUUGCUCCCUUUGGUGCUAGCAGUUCAGCAAAUAUUCUGUAGACCAAAUGUAGUCUUACUACAUUACUGUCCUCUGAAUGUGUAACCUAGGCUGGUUAGGAAAAAACACUAAUUAGCGCUGUUCAUUAAAAAAAAAAUAUCUUGUUACCUCUUUUUCCAGGCCUGAACAUAGUCGGAAAGGACUGUGCUGCUUUGAUAUCCAACAUAGGAUGAAAGGAUGUUCCAGAAAUAAAAAAAAAGAAAAUUAACCGUCCCUCCUGUAAUUAGUAAUGUCCUAAUGUGAAAAAUCAGCCUUGGGAAACAUUAUUGGUGGAGUUGGAAAAAGCACACCAGACACGGCUGAAAUCUCAUGUGUGCAUGGAUUGAGUAUAAGGGUUCAAAGAGAGCACAGUUUGAAGUGGCAGGCUGCAAUAUGUCUGGCUUAAAAAUAAAGCUUGUAGAUACAUUCUUGUUGAAAGGCAGGCGUACAAUUUUGUAGAGCUUUUUUUUUUAAUGCUAAGUGGAAGUAGCAAUGGGCUGCAAGUGGUAUCAUUCUGUCUGACCCAUCCAGCACUCACCUUGUGGAACUGCUCUCCACGAUGCUCCCGAAGGUAUCUUCUUGUCAUCUAGUCUCUGCUAGAGUCGCUUUCAGGUUUGGGGCUGUAGAGUCAUUUAAUUUACUUGCUUUGUACUCUUAAUCUCAGACUCCCGUGUACAUGUAACUGUUUAGGCAGCUUCUACAAACGCCCUGAAGCGGAAGCACUAUGGACUUUGCGAUGUUAUUACACCUCUAGUGCCAUAUGCAAAUAAUGCAUUGCAAAUUUACAUGUUAAAGCGAAAUUGGAAGAUAGUGAAUGCGCACAUGAAAAAUGAUUUUCAGAUGUUUGAAUUCAGUUUAGCUAAUCUGGAAAAUAUCUUCUGGUGAUUACAUGGCUGUGAUAUGCUGUAAUUUAGAGUUAAUCAAUUUAAUAUUAUUUGGCAUUUAUUGAAGAUUAUAACAGAGCUUUUGUAUUGUCAUAAAAGGCUGCCAGUAAGUACUUCUUGAAAUGAGUAACAAUAAUAAAAAAAAAAGGCAUUUUAAAAUGCUUUUUCACAUUUUCCUGGAAAGACUUCUUUGGGCUGUGUCAUGUUGUGCCUUUGAUCUGUAAUGGAGAGCUGACUCUGUGUCAGAGAGAGGGGGGAUCAGUGUGUCACAUCACCGUUUUUAGUAUUUUCUUGCUAUAUUUUAGGUCACUUUCUUCUUUUAUGACGAGCAGUAAAAAGGAAGAUGUAGAAGUUGUGGUACAAGGCUUGUUUGUCAUUUAGGUAACACUUAGCAAAGUGCUGCUGUAAGUGUGAGAUGUUGGGGGACAUGUCAUCUGCUGUGCUGGCCUGUACUGGUCCUUUUCAGUCUCUGCUCGUGGUGUAACCCAGAGGAUUUAGUAACAUGUGGGACUUGGUGGCUUCUGCUGUGCUGGGCUGUGUGGUAGAGACUGCCAAAGAGCAAUGUCGGUCUUGAGCAUUCCCCAAAUAAGCUUGUGAAGACCACCCAAUUCUGAGACAGCUGACUCUGCACAGCUCUUGGGCAGCUGUUUAGAGCAAGGCUUAGGGUGUUACAGCAUGUAAUUGAUAACAAAUAGGGCAGGGCUGUUUGAGUUAAUCAAGGAGGAAGGAGACUGCACACUAAAGCUGCUGUGGGUUCCUCAGCCUGUUUUCCAGAAGGAUCAAAGCUGGGCUGGUAUUUUUCAUUCCUUCUGAGUACUGCUAUAAAUGCAUUUUAAAAUGCUCCUCGUGUGACUUCUGGAGUUUGAACUCUAAUGCAUCAUCACGACCAAACAAGCUGAACUGGUCAAAUAGCAGAAACUAACUUUAUUUUCAUGGGUAUUCACUUAGAGUUUCUAGAAGGCUAAGUCUCUUUUUCUCCAGUGCUUUCCUAACCUGCGGGUGACUAUAUUGGCGACUAGCUGCCUACCAGCUUCCAAGCAUUGGGUCUUUUUAUUGCCAGCAAACCUUCCCCUUGCAAGGACUCCAUCCCGAGACAAUGACGUGCUUUUGCAAUGGGGUUGGAUGCUGCAGUUGGGCUGAUGCUACAGUGAAGUAUCUGACUCCUCCAGGGACAAAUGUGAAAGGAUUCCUUUCAAAAUAUAUUCCGUGUACAUUUAAGAAGUUGAAAGGAAGCAAUGGUGGUAUGUGCAGCAUUUUAUAUAGUCAUAAGCCAAAGCUGUAGUCUGAAACUUGCUCCUUUUUCUGCAGUUAACAAACACACUGCCUGUUGAAGAAGUGAUAUUUUAUUGUAGUAAUUCCUUUUACAGGAGUUAUUUUUGUACACCUCUGAAUAUCUCUCUAGUGCGUACAACCCAUCUCCCCUCGUAGCACUGGGGGCUUAUCUUCUCCUCUGCAGUCUGGUCCACUGCUGAAGGCUUCCCAACUAGAAGAGAAGCUUUAUCAACUGCUAAUGACAGCUUAGUUCCCUGGCCUAGUGAUCAAAGUCUUGAAAAAUAAAAGUAGAUAAACCCACAAAACCCCAUUAUGACAAUCAUCUCUCCAACUAUGGCCAACACCUUGCUAGAUGAGUGGAUUUUUGAGAGAACAGUAAAAGCUUUGUGAUGCUUGCUGGGUCGAGCAUCCAAAAAUCCAUGCAGAAUUGAUAUAAUUGGACCAAAAUUGUCUAGAAAUGUUCUCUACUGUCAAGAGAGUAAGGCACUGAUUUUAGUGUGGCUACUAGAUUUUGAUGUAUUUUCGGGGUGAUACAUUCACAGCCGUGAAGGAAUCUUCUUACUCCGGGGUUUUUCAUAGUUGUCCCAUAUAAGAUUUUUUUCUUGAAAAUUUUUAGCACAUGAUUAGUUCCAAGCAGAAACCAGUGUUGGACGGUCAACAAAUGUUUGUUUAAUCUAGGAGUCCUGUUUGGAGAGAUUAGUAAAAGCAUCUCCUGGAAACUGGAUGUUCUAAACUCUUUUCCAGUUUAGCCACUGAUUCAGUCAGGCUGAUCUUGGGUAAACCACCAAAUGUUCUGUGCUUUGGAUCACCGUGGGUGAAGUACUCGCUAGUAUUUUGCAUUGGGUAUUUACACUGCAUGUUUGCUGGGACAAGCCAUGACUCCCUUCUGUUCCUAUCUGUGUUCCCCAUGCGAGAGCAAGCAUAAGGGAAAAAAAUGCCCUCCAGGACAAAAACCUAUGAUGGAAAAUGUGAAAUUAUGAACUCUAUAGAGAAGGGGACACUGGGUGCCUCUUCCUACCUCUAACACCGAAGUCCUGAUUUAACCUACAGGUAAGUUGUUUGAGCAUGCAGUCAAACGUGUUUGUGCUGAAUGCUAAAUGGUUUUGUGAUCAUUAUUUAACGAAAACCACAGAUAAUAAAUUGUCAGACAAGAUACUUUGUUUGCUGUAGAAUGCAUGAAACAGCCCUUAAAACCUGUCAGCCUGCUGGUGCUGUUUGUCUUUUUGGAAAUAGCUAUAUUGGUAACAGUUGGCUCCUGCUGGUCUAGGCUUAGUGGUUAAUGGCUAUUGAAUUCCUUCAGCAUCAGUAAUAACAGCAGCAGACUGAGGUUGACACAGGAGACAGUGAUUUUAAAAGAGGGAAAGUCGAACUUAGCGAUGCAGAAGCGUGGUGGGUGCGCCUAUGUGGGACAACAGGCUUUCCUGAGCUUUUGCUGACAAGGGAUGCAAUUAGUUCUAGUCAAACCCACUGGGUUUUGCCAUGUUCGUUGUCCCUAAGGACUGCUGUUUGUUCAGCAGCUUUUCCACUUGUCUUCUCUUUUCAGUAUGAAGAACUGUCUAUAAAUCAGGCUGAGGUGUUUUGCUGGUAUGAUUUCUGUAGUCAGGCUGGAUUCAGUUGGAAGACAGGUGAAAUUCUCCAGCUAUUAAAACAGGCUGAGCAAACAUGCAGGAUACACUGCCCUUCGGGGACGUGUGGUGUCAUCAUGGCCUGAUAUGGCUGGAGAAGCUAUCACAGAAACUCUUUCCUGGCUGUGGGGCAGAGUGAGUGCUGUAGCCCUUUGUGCAAGGGGAGGGAUGACUGUGUGAAGCAGAAAAUGCAAGGUAAAGGGAUGGUUCUACUCAAGAUUUCCUCAAUCCCAUCGUCUUUUUUAAAAAAAGGCAUUUAUGGUCUAAAGUUGGAUUGUUCUGGAUUUUAAUAAAGAAUGCUUUGAAUUUGAGUCUCACCUGAGAUUCUUCUGCAUUCUGUUGCUUUCAAUAUCAAAGUACCCAAUAUCCUCACAGGUGUUGCUCCUACCAACAACGAUCUUUCUGAGCUUACUCAGUUAGAAAAGGUGUUUCUAGAAGACACUUUGAAUUCCUAGUGAGCAAGUAUGGAAACUCUCUGAAAUAUUGAUGUACAUAAGGGUUCAUCAGAAAACCCACUGGAGCUGAAAGAAACUCUGAUCAAUUCUAGUAUCGAAAGCCCAGUGAAAGAUGUUACAUAAAAAUGUUUUGGUGGUUUUUCCUUAGUUUUUAUAAACUUUGCUUAUCUGAACAAAUUUGGCUUUUGAAGCCAACCUUUCUUUCCUUGUGUUAAGGCUAUCCUCUGGUUGCUGUGGGUAGUAAUUGCUCUAGUUACUGUUCACAGGCAGCAAAGGAUCAUCAUUCUGAAGGACAGUCUUGUUUUCUCAUGAUGAUGAGUGGAGGGGAGACACUUGAUUUCCAACAAGUGACUAGUACACCCUAAGGAAAGCAGCCUCGAUGGGAACUGGUCAUUUCCUUGAAAUGUGAUCAUCCACUUGCGCUGUAGUUAAAUGUACCGUAAAGGUUACAGAUCUCACAUCUGCCUCAGUUCAGGAUUUAUUUUGGCUGGGAAAAUAGACAACAGGGUAAUGAUGCUGACCAUGAUGCAAGGUGCUCAAAGUAGCCUGCUGUGUUGCUCUGACUUACCUCACUAAUCACCACCUCGCUAAACUGGCCCAAAGCCUCCUUUUACCGCACUGUAGUAUAUCCAGCCGAGAUAGAUAGUUGGCUGUCAUCACCCAUGGAUGCCGUCACACCCUUUCCCUUCAUGUGAAUGAGCUGUAAUUUAAACCAGAAGUAAAAACUAUGCCAUAUGAGUUGAGAGUGGUGUGUCUUACCCUGCCCCGGAGCCCCACAGAUCCAGGAAGAAAAAGCUCAUCUCUGAUGUUUGCCCCUCCAAAUGUAGUCAACUAGAUAACCAGGGAAAGAUAACCCAGAUGUAGCAGAAACUGAGAUGGCAAUGAGUAUAAUUUAGGUUGUAAAUGUUAUCAGUGAAAAAUUAGUCUGGUUUUAAGAGAAUAGCUGGGGUUAACAGUUCAGCUCAUCUGUCUGGAUAAUCAGGAGCUGGCUGUACUGUACUCAGAUAUUGUCUUUGUUUUUACAUUAAUAACUAGCUAUUAGCAGUUCCUGGAUGUGCUCACAUUUGUUGAACCAGUUAUCCUUUUCCAGCAAGCUCAGAAGAUAAUUUGAGCUCUGGUUAGUGCUACAAUUAAACUCAAGAAGCAGGUGCCACCUAUGCAUUUGCACCUUAGCAUUUUCUGCUACUGCUUGUCCUGGGGCAAUGUUCCCAAGCAUAUGCACACUUGCGAUUCCGCUGCAGCGGUGUCCCUGCCGAGCAUCCUCUGGAGUCCAGCCCUGGUCUACAGGCACCUGACAUGGCCAAAACCUGUGUCAGUCACGUUUUUAGCUGCACACGGGUCCCUGGGGCGAGAGGAUGUUAAAAGUACUGUUCUUCUUUCAUGGGCAGUGAUCAAGGGGUCUGGUGUGUCUCCUGUCACAAGAAUGGAAACCUCAGAGCUUUUCAAAGCCUGAUUCCUCCAGUACCUUUACCUUUCAUCCAUGAGUCUGCAUGUUCCCAGUACUGCUCGUGCCCUGCAUGGUGUGCUGCUGGUGUUAUGGGAGCACUGUGAGAAGGGGAAACCAAAGUGCUGUGGAGAUCUCAGGCUGGAAAUGGGCCUGGUUGCAUGAACCACUGGAUCAGAGUCCUGCUUUAGGUAGAAGGAAGAGCAUCCGUGGCUUGUCUUCUGUGCCUCCACUUUGUCCUCUGUUCUCAGCCAGGGCAUCCUGUAAGGAAUGUUUCCUUUCUUAUGGGACUAAUAUGAGAGAUUCAGAUGUUGAGAAUCAGUGGGGGUUCGGUGCAAGUGAGUAAAUCCCCAGUGAGGAGGAGGAUGCUCUCUGUCCAGGGAGACUUACGGCUGUGUGGAGGAGGAGUCAUUCUGUGCUGUCACUUGGGUGGUGGUGUGAAUAUCUCCCAGGGUCUGGGUUGCAUCAUUGGCAUGAGCUUUAGUAAAUGUAACGGUCUCGGUGUCCCCAGCCUUUAUGGAGGGGAAAGCGGAGGAGAGGGGAAUGCCGUUUUGACAUUUUAAUGGAGCGAGAAUAAAAUGUUUGGUUUACGGCAGGGAGGACUGCUGUGAUUUCAGGCACUGCUAUUUCCUCAGCUCUUGCAGACUGUUUGGAAGAAGCCUUACCGCUGGCCUCCACAUACAGUCAGCACUGGAAGAGGAAAAACCAACUUCUUAAGCCAAUGUUUUGGGGGGGAAAAGGCCAUCAAUGAGAUAUGGAGGAAGCCCAGUGCUUGUUGCUACGCUGGUUUAGAGUGACAAGUCUAUCUCUGGAAAUUAGACAAGUAGUUUAAAAUGUGCCAUGGUUUUUAGCAUAAUAAGAUGCACUGCAGAUAUGUUACAUCCAUUUCAUUCCCCACAGCUGUUUACAAAAGGAAAAAAAAUAAAAAACCCCUGAGAUUGGAGCAGCUGCAGUCACUCAGUUGUCAAUAUGGGACAAGGCUCUUCCUGCUCCUCUUUUAUUUCCACUUCACUCUGUUCUGCUGCACAUAUUUGGCUGUUCUGUGAAUUUGCAGAUCAUGAGGUUUUUUUCUAACUGCCUUUGAUCUAUACAGAAAGACUCACCCAGCUCAUCUGAAUUCAUUAAUACGUUGAGUAGGCAUUUUAAUUUCAUGUGUACUGGAUUGUUUCCCUUUGUAAUGUUAUCUGACAAGUUUGUCGUGCUCUGCAUUACCUUUAGGUUUUUGAGUCUGAAAUGUUUCCUCUUUCCUGAAAGCUAUGAUCACUUCUGGAGAUGCUAUAAAGGUGUCUUCAUUUCCUCAGAAGAAAACCUGAAUUACUCUCAGCUUUGAUUACUAGCAAAUCAAUAUUGAUGCACGUAUUUUCUUCUUUUACAGCAUGAACAAAGUACGUUUUAUACCAUCAACUGUAGUCUGAGUUGUAGUUUAAAAACCUGCAUAAGCACUAAAAGCAGCAUUUUGUUUGCAACUUCCAUGCCAGGAAAGUCACAGCAUUAAAGGAAUUUCCUGUGUUGGAGUUUUUCCCACAAAGGUCUACUGUCUUUUCCCCAACAAUUGUGAAUUUAGCACAAUGUACAGAAUUUUAGCAAGAUCCCCACUUCCUAAACACGUGGCCAGAAGGAUGAGGAGAGGACGUGUUUCUUGUUGAUCAAGCACAACCAUUUCAGUGAGAAAAUGCACUACAGCUGGUCGGACCAUUGAUCUCGAGUUGCUGGGGUAGUGCUGGGAAGGGUAUAGGUGUGAGCAAAUCGCCAAACUGUGAAUCAUUGACUAUCAGAAGCAUUUGGCUUGUCUGUGUUUUUUUUAAGUUCCUGUUGUCAAGUGUGGUACAGUGGGGUUGAGAAAGGAAUGUAUUUUGGAUGACCAGGAUGAUGAAUGUAUGAUGCUUCAUGUUUAUUUGUAAUGUCCUUUUUAUACCUAGAAAUUGCUUAUGUAUGUAUCUGUAUGUAAAUAAAUGUUUAAUCCUU